Messenger RNA from Colletotrichum gloeosporioides, 2733 nucleotides. RefSeq lists its product as uncharacterized. The coding region runs from base 1 to 2733 and encodes 910 amino acids. The transcript is spliced from 10 exons. The record is from RefSeq and is a predicted model, not a curated record. NCBI's taxonomy places the organism in Eukaryota, Fungi, Ascomycota, Sordariomycetes, Glomerellales, Glomerellaceae.
AUGAGAUUCCCACCGCUCGAAGUUGUCAAGUCAUGGCCACCACCGAAUCAUAUCGAUCCUGAAGAGAGAGGGCCGGCCCUUCUCAUCAUCGAGAGUAUCUCACUCAGCAUCGCUCUCAUCUGCCUGCUGCUCAGGCUGUAUGUGAGAGUAUUCAUGAUGCGGAAGAGUUGGUGGGACGAUUGGCUCAUGGUUGGCGCUGCUAUUUUCUCAAUAUCUGUGACCGUGUGCGUCAUUCUUGCCACCCAAGUAUACGGAUGGAACCUCCAUAUAUGGGACACGACAUUCGCCCAGCGUAUACAGGGCCGUCAAAUUUCGAUCGUGGGACAAACACUCUUCGUUUUUGCGUCUGGCCUCUCAAAGCUCUCUAUCCUUACGAGCUACCUGAGAAUAGCCCCUCUCGGGUCCACCUUCCAGCGAGUCACGCAAGUCACCAUUGGUGCGGUACUUGCGCUGAUUGUCAUUUUUCUCAUGGUCCUUUGGACACAAUGCAUUCCCAUCUGGCAUUACUGGGAUCUCACAGUCAUGGACCGCAACUGUAUGGCAGAAUGGCCACCGCUGGCAGGACAAACCAUCACAACCGUAAUCACCGACAUCAUCGUCUACCUCCUUCCAAUGCCCACACUCUUCCGAUUGAGGCUUCCUGUCCUACAAAGAAUCGUCUUGAUUAUACUCUUCAGUCUCGGCACAGUAGUUGUUGUGGCGGGUAUCAUGAGGACGUGGUGGACGUACUACGUCGAAGAGAUGACAUACGAUGUCACAUGGGACGGCUUCGAACUUUGGAUCUGGACAGCGCUAGAGGCUAACCUGGCCAUCAUCUGCGGCUGCGUCCCGGUGCUUCGCCGCUUGCUGCCCUCGAUGACGGAGAACGCCGAAUCGAGUGCGGCCGACAGCACUUCUCCACCGACAAUCGGGUCCGCGGAAAAGUGGCGUCGAAGACAUCACGACGAAGAGCGUGAUACGAGUGAGCACGAAAUGCAUCAGAUCACUGUGCACUAUUGCGCGGAGGAAGACGAAGAGGGCAGUGACGGCAACGACGACAACGACAGCAGUGAUAGGAUGGACAACGACGACAGCGAAGACGAGACAAAUGAAGAUGAAGAUGACGAAGAUGAGAAUGAUGGUGAAAGUUGCCGUGAUCUGCUUCCAGCGAGGAAGAGUACUCAUGCUACUGGGCCGAAGGUCCGCCGUAAUCACACUGUGAUGAAGAAUACGCCCGGCUCCGGGAGUACUGGUGCGAAGGGCGGCUUGCCCUGGAGCCCGUGGGCGGGCCAUACCAGGAGAACACCUCUGGCCAUGCCGAAGCAGGAGGAACCUGAGGUAAAGAGACUCAAGGUCGACGCAGGGGGUUUGUGGUGCCAGAAAAUACGCUUCCACUGGAUGAGGCAGAUCCAGAGCUUGAAUAUGAGGGAGAUGGACAACAUGGAUCUCUAUACGGAUCCUUGUACUCUACUCCCGGUUCACCUUCCGAUGCCUUACGGCCCUCCUGAUGGGAAGAUCACCAUUAUCAAGGCGGAGCACAAGCUCGAUCUACCCGAACCGGACAUCCUGAUGCUGCAGUUUCUCCUGAUCACAGGCUGGGCCUUGGCCGCAGGGCGGGAGCUGAAGCACUUCAAUUUCGACUGGGAUUGGGAUAAGGACCGUUUCUGGGAAGCUCGCCGCAAAAGGUCAGCCAAGAAGAAAUUGGAAGCUAGGCAGCGCGAGAUGCGGGAGACGACAGAGACAAUGACAGAGAUGACGGACGGUGAUCUCGGUACAAAGAGCUACCUCGAGACAUUGGACGACAAGUCAUCGACGAUUGACGACAUUUAUGAACUCCUCCAAUCCUGCUUAAAGGAGAUCAAUCGGAACGAGGCAGGAUUCCACGCAUCUCUGUGGUGUAUCCUUUACCAAACGAACUCUGACAAGCUUGGUGAAGCAUGCGACGAGCUGCGAGAGCUCUGGCGUGGUAAAGAUACAAAGGAAAUCUCACUUUACAUGGGAUAUUUUGAAGAAGCCUCCAUUGCCUUCGAACGAUCGCUUCACAUCUUUCAUAAGAGACAUGACCUGUACGAAAGUCUCAAUGGGGAUGAGAAGAAGAAACGCUGUAGCCCCAACGUGGUACGGGAUGCCCUGAACCGCGACGACAGGAAGUGCGUCCUACUUGGAACGGCGGACCCGAAGGCUUGCCACAUAGUCCCCUUCGCAAUAAAAACAUUCUUGUCAGAGUUAACCCGCAUUCCAGACUUGUUUCCAGCGGAUCUCUUGGAUAGAGUCCACAAUAAGCUACAGUCCGAUAACAACAUUCUCGGCACAACUCGCAACGUCCUCUCCAUGAAUACCCAAAUGCGCCAGUACUGGGAAAACGGCCGCUUCUCUUUGGAGCCCUGGGGUGAAUCUUAUCAAGAGACGACAGAAAGACGUCGGACAGGCACUGGCGGUUUGUGGUGCCAGGAAGUACGCUUCCACUGGAUGAGACAGACCAAUGUCAACAUGCAAGAGAAGUGGGGCGGGAAAGGCCAGAACCUCCGCGAUUUGCUUCCCCCGCACCUCGGCAGAUACGACCACUGGAGCGUCAAGACGGGUAGGUUGAUUCAAGACGGUGAAGUGAUCGCCAUCAAAUCCGAGAACCGACUUGACCUCCCCGACCCCGACUUUCUGCAGGUUCAGCACCGUCUCAUUUCGGCUUGGUCGAUAGCAGCAGGGGUCGAGCCGAAGAACUUCAUAUUUGAGAACGAGCAUCCAGACCACCGGUAG